Molecule: messenger RNA, 1674 nt
Organism: Conger conger (European conger)
Lineage: Eukaryota; Metazoa; Chordata; Actinopteri; Anguilliformes; Congridae
Gene: etnk2
Product: ethanolamine kinase 2
Exons: 8
Coding region: 505-1587 (360 amino acids)
Biological process (GO): phosphatidylethanolamine biosynthetic process
Cellular component (GO): cytoplasm
Molecular function (GO): ethanolamine kinase activity
Source: RefSeq, a predicted model, not a curated record
CUCUGCCAUCCCCAUAGUGUCCCCAUAGUACCAACAUCGCCCCCAAAAGGAUGCAGACUGAUGCUCGGGGUGGGUUAUAUCUUAAACCAGUCGUAAAAUCUCCAGAUUAGCCAUCUUCAGUCGGUCAGCACCAGAGAAAGUGGGCGUCGGCCAUUCGCGUCAUUUGCUGUAGCCGCGGCUGCUCCUGACUUCAAAUUGCACUGGAACGACUGUAAGACUGUAAUCGGAUGAUUCAACGAGGGCGGUGCCAAGCAAGGACAGAGCAUUGACAAUCUAAAGUCGGCGGACUAGUAGUAACAUUUACGUUAGUUAGCUAGUAGCAUCGGCUAGGAAGCCAAGAAACAGGCUAACUUGAUCAAAUUGAUUAGUCUCUGGCUGAGUCGCAUUUUACUGUAGCUAUACAUAAGAUAGACACGCGAAUAACGAAGUGUUGACUUCUGCGUUAUAUGCCACACAGCUGAAAUAUCUGUCAUACAUUCUAAAAGAAAAAACAAACACCUUAAUAUGGAGACUGAGAUACAUGUGCCGGUCGGCUCACCCAUAAUCAGAAAAUUCCCAAUUUUUGUGGACGAACAUAACGUCAUAGAUGGCGCAAUGAAACUCAUGAAAGAGCUGCGACCGGCAUGGGACAUGAACCUUGUCAAAACCAAGCUCUUCACAGAGGGAACGACCAACAAGCUGGUAGGCUGCCACAUGGAGGACUCCCCGGAGGAUGUGGUGCUGGUGCGGGUGUAUGGGAACAAGACGGAGCUGAUCGUGGACCGGGACAACGAGCUGAAGAGCUUCCAGGUCCUCCAUGCCAACGGCUGCGCCCCUCGCCUCUACUGCACCUUCCAGAACGGCAUCUGCUACGAGUUCAUGCAGGGCGACGCGCUCGGGCCUCAGGACGUCCGAGACCCCACCCUGCUCAGGCUGAUUGCCGGGGAGAUGGCGCGAAUCCACGCUAUCCACGCGCACAAUGGCUGCAUUCCCAAACCCAACCUGUGGAUCAAAAUCAGGAAGUACUUCAGCCUGGUGGCCACAGAGUUCACCGACCAAGCCUCUAACACCAGAAUUCAACAGGAAGUCCCAAGCCAGGAAGUGUUAGAAGAGGAGAUGGCCUGGAUGAAGGAACACCUGUCCCAGCUGGGCUCUCCCGUGGUGCUGUGUCACAAUGACCUGCUGUGUAAGAACAUCAUCCACAACAUUAAAGAAGGUCAUGUGCGGUUCAUAGACUAUGAGUACUCCAGCUACAACUACCAGGCCUUCGACAUCGGGAACCACUUUAACGAGUUUGCAGGCAUGAGUGAGCUGGACUACAGCCUGUACCCUAGCAGGGAGAUGCAGCUGGAGUGGCUGCUCGUUUACCUGAGGGCCUACAAACGGUUCACCAAGAAGGGCGGAGACGUCAGCCAGCGGGAGCUAGAGACACUCUACGUCCAGGUCAACAAGUUUGCCCUGGCCUCCCAUUUCUUCUGGGGCUUCUGGGCUCUCAUUCAGGCCAAGUAUUCUAGCAUCGACUUUGACUUCCUUGGGUACGCAGUGCUGCGCUUCGACCAGUACUUCAAAACCAAGCCGGAGAUCAUGGCCAUGAAGAUACCAGAAUGAUGGGACCUCACUGCUCGGGACUGUGGCUCCGACACUGACUCUUUCACCCUGAGAACAGAAGCACUUUUUCUGAAGGAGAAGGCAGGG